Molecule: messenger RNA, 1359 nt
Organism: Pangasianodon hypophthalmus (striped catfish)
Lineage: Eukaryota; Metazoa; Chordata; Actinopteri; Siluriformes; Pangasiidae
Gene: rgs4
Product: regulator of G protein signaling 4
Exons: 5
Coding region: 112-732 (206 amino acids)
Source: RefSeq, a predicted model, not a curated record
UAAAGCCAGACAGAGAGGAGGAGACUGCUCUAAGACCAUAGCGAUCCUUUCCUUGACAAAUCAGACGUGUUUCUCUGUGUCUGUUGGAUUUGUUUUCUCUUCACCGCCACCAUGUGUAAGGGGCUCGCAGCCCUACCUGCAACCUGCUUAAAAAGCGCAAAGGACAUAAAGCAUAAGAUUGGGUUCCUGCUUCAGAAGGCUGAGCCGGUUCAAGAGCAGAAGCCUGUUAAGGAAAAGGAAAAGCCAGCUGAGGAGAAAAGCUCUGCUCCUAUUGACACUGAGAAAUGGAAAACCUCAUUUAACAACCUGAUUAAUAAUGAUGUUGGACGGGCUGCAUUCACCGCCUUUUUAAAGUCCGAGUUCAGCCAGGAGAACAUUGAGUUCUGGGUGGCAUGUGAGGACUUCAAGAGAACACCUGCACCACAGUUGAAAGCCAAAGCCAAGCAGAUUUUCAAACAGUAUGUCGACAUCGAUUCCCUGAAUGAGGUCAAUUUGGACUCUGCAACAAGAGAAGAAACUCGGAGGAACCUGGAAAAGUGUGACGUGACAUGUUUCGAUGAGGCGCAGAGUAAGAUUUUCACGCUGAUGGAAAAGGACUCAUACAGGCGCUUUCUGAAGUCCAAACUGUUCCUUGACCUGUCUCAGCCACGCAGGGACGAGAAACACUGCCGUCUGGAGAGGAAAGGGACCUUUACUGAGUUUAGCCAGUGUCUCCUGUCUCACUGUGCCUAAAUCUAAGACAGAAAUCUUUCUUAGGCUUAGAGUUUAGGGAUCAGUUCACUUCUAUGAGGAGAGCAAGAGAGUUAAAGGUGAAGGGUUAAGUCACUGAGGUAGAUAUCGAGGUAGAUAAUCGAUCGAACACCAGAAACAGGAAAUAAGGAUGUGUUUUAAUGGUUUUUUUUCAGGUAUAUGUGGCUUUAAUGUGUUUAGAAUAAUCUGACAAAACUCUUCAGAAUCUCCAGUGUAGCAUUGGUUUUUAUUACUGUAUUUUGGUAAUUUUGUAUUCAAACAAAAAUAAAUAAUAGAAAAAAAAGAAGCCACGUUUGAAACCCUAUCAGAUGAUGUUGUAAGAAUAAAGUUUACAGUGACUAAGUGAAUAACUGUUACAGACGAUAAGGAAGGCCUGGGCUGCAUAACUAUUUAAUCUGUGUAUGUUAUAUGUACUUUUACUGUCCAAUUAGAAUAAAUGUAGUCUUAUUAGUAAUGAAUGAAGCUCUGGAAUAUUAACGACAAACAAAUGUGACAAGUUAUAUUAACAAAAUGUGAUGUCCAUUUGUUACAGUGCUGUGAAUUUAACAAGUCUGUCCUCUUGUACUGUCACUUUAAGUCUUAUUAGAAUAAAUGGAUUUAAGCUGUUUA